AUGGGCCGAGGCAUGUGUAAGAACAUUGUGGAAAAAGCAGAUCUCUCGUCACCACUACUCCUGCACAACCGCUCGGUGCAACGUGCCGUCGACCUCAGCCACAAGCUCGGUUCCGACAAGACGGAAGUGGUGGAAGACCUGGCGGCUGGCGUGAGCAAGGCUGACAUUAUCUUCACGUGCGUGUCAAACGACGAGGCGAUCAAUGAGACCUUUGAAACAAUGUUACAGGGCCAUGUCAAGAACAAGGUCUUUGUUGAAUGCUCGACGGUGCAUCCCGAGACCACAGAGGCUCUGGCAAAGGCCGCCACGGCUGCAGGCGCCGAGUUCGUGGCCGCCCCCGUCUUUGGAGCACCGGCAGCGGCCGAGGCAGGUCAGCUCAUUGGGGUGUUCGCGGGCCCACGGGCGAGUGUCGAGAAGGCCAAGCCGUACUUCAAGGGCGUCAUGGCCAAGGCUGAAAUCGACAUGACCGACAAGCCCUACGGACAGGCGUCGAAGCUCAAGGUUCUGGGCAACACGUUUAUCCUCGCCAUGGUGGAGCAGCUUGCUGAGGCGCACACCGUAGCCGAGAAGUCGGGGCUGGGCACAGAGUAUGUCGACGACUUUGUGCAGGGACUCUUUGGCGGACCGUACGCUGCCUACAGCACGCGCAUGCUAGGUGGUGCGUAUCACAACAUGAAGGAGCCGCUAUUUGGUGUCGAUCUCGCGAGGAAGGAUGCUCGGCACGCGAAGCGCCUGGCAGCCGACGCUGGAGUCCAGAUGAAGAUUGUUGAGGCUGCCGAUCAGCAUCUGGCACAAGUUCAGGAGCAUGCUGGAAGCUCGGGGGACAUUGCUGGCAUAUACGGUGCUGUGAGAAAGGAGUCUGGGCUGAAGUUUGAGAAUGAUGCCUAA
Molecule: messenger RNA, 888 nt
Organism: Emericellopsis cladophorae
Lineage: Eukaryota; Fungi; Ascomycota; Sordariomycetes; Hypocreales; Bionectriaceae
Product: 6-phosphogluconate dehydrogenase 2
Exons: 2
Coding region: 1-888 (295 amino acids)
Molecular function (GO): NAD binding; NADP binding; oxidoreductase activity, acting on the CH-OH group of donors, NAD or NADP as acceptor
Source: RefSeq, a predicted model, not a curated record